This is a messenger RNA of Dacryopinax primogenitus, 4056 nucleotides long. RefSeq lists its product as uncharacterized. Bases 59 to 3985 code for a protein of 1308 amino acids. The transcript is spliced from 7 exons. The record is from RefSeq and is a predicted model, not a curated record. Lineage: Eukaryota; Fungi; Basidiomycota; Dacrymycetes; Dacrymycetales; Dacrymycetaceae.
GAAGCAUAGGGAUGAAGAGGUUAAACAAGACCUAGAGCUUGAGAGACGGCGCAACGCGAUGGUAGAGGAACGUGAGCGCCAGAGGCGGGACGUGAUUGGAGACGGCAGGCAAGAUCUCUUGGAGUUGUUUGAAUUACUCUCGAACGCACCUGGUGAACUCGUCGGGGGUAACAAGCAGGUCCCGGAUCACGAGAACUAUGUCAAGAGAUGGGCUGCGAGUGCAGAAUCUGUGAUGGAUCUAUCUGUCGAUCUUCUCCCCAUUCCUCGAGCGGUCGUGAGCAUGGCUGAGUCUGCAAGUAUUCCUAUGUCUAUUGAGUCGCCAAAGAGCGCCUCCUCCCUUCACCUCUCGCCAUCUCCAAUUGCUGAAGUCCGAGUGGAUGGCUUGAACUUGGUUCAUGAUGUCUUAACGGAGGACGAAAUUCCCUCGCCAGAACGCGCUACUAUAUCCAGGAGGACCUCGCGACAGCCAUCAGCCGCACCAACAAUGUCUGUCAGGGCAGCUUCCAGUAAACUUGGGCUCUCGCCGACUUCAUCCGACAGCGAACCCCUGACUGAGCCACCGACUUCCCCAAGAGCCGACGGUAUCCAAGCAGCUGUACCUGGCCCUUCAAUUACCGGUGAUAUGGAUGACUUGAAGGGCGCUGAAAACUUCUACAAUCUCUCCUCGUGGAACCACGUCAACCUCCCACCAUUGAAAGAAGAAUCCCCUGAGAAAUCAGAUCCUUUUGCUGCCUGCUGGAGCAUUCCGGAUGACUCUUGGUUCUCCUCAGUUCAUCCUCCUGACCAACCCCUCUCCACCAGCUAUACCGAUACCCUCAGCAGCUUAGCCCGAACCGUGACAAUGAACGGUCCGGGAGGUCAACAAGCUGGCAAAAAGCGAAAACGGCAUCGACGAGACAAAGACGCUGUGAAAGGUGAAUUUGCCUGGCUUGCAGCAUCAAUCGGUGCCAACCCGGUUCACAAACAUGCUGCUCAUCCUGCGAAGUGCAUGACCACUCGAGACUGGAUGGUAGUGUACCGCGAAUUCACGUUUCUUCAAGCUGUUGCCGAAAUAGACGAGCUACAACAGCGUGGCUUGUGGUCACUACGGCAGCCGAAACGCCAGCCUGGUCCUCCAGUCCGGAAAGCUCACUGGGGUUAUCUGCUGGAGGAAAUGCAGUGGAUGCAAACUGAUUUUGUUGAAGAAAGGCAGUGGAAGGCAGCUCUGACCUAUGAAAUCAGUUUAUGCAUCAAGGAGUGGUGGAGCGCUGACGAGCGCGGGAAGCGGGCUCUUCAAGCAGGCUGGAAACGCCAUCAGGAUCGUCGAAAAUUAGACGAACUCGAUCAGGAUAUGGAUGACCCCGAGGCCGAAGAGCGGGAGAGGGAGGAACGACGUCAGCGGAAUGAGCGCGAUGCGAAGCAGAUGACCGAGGAAGAGGAGGGUGAUAUGGAUGCCGAAAAUGAGGGUGAUGGAGAGAGCGAAGACGAUGAGUUGCCCCGCAGUCCGAUGAAACGCCGAAGAGUAUCAAGUGUUCCAGGGUAUCAACUACGACAAUCCAGCAUGAAGGAAGAAGAUCAGCCUGACGAGCUUAGACAGUUGUCAGGCGAGCAAGAGCACGUUGAGGAAGAGGCUGAGGGUCAUGAUGAGCUCGACCAUGGAGAGCAAGAAGACGAGGAGAUGGAUGCCGAAGGAGAAGCAGAUGCCGAUGUUGAUGAAGAUGCAGAGGAAGAUGCGGAGGGAGAUGAUGAUGAUGCAGAGGGCGAUGGUGACGUUGAAGGUGACAGUGAAGAAGUGGAGCAGGCGGCAGGAAUCGUCGGUGAGGCCGACGACGGCCACCACGAGGUAGACGCAGAGCAACAUGCAGAUGACGAGGAAGAUGAGGAUAUGGACGCAGAAGGAGAGGAGGAUGCGGAAGGUACACCAGAAGAAGCUGACGGCGAUGAGGAUGGGGCCGAAGGAGACAACGCGCAGGAGACGAGCGACGAGAAGGCUCAAAAUGUCACAAAGAAGAACGAGAACGGGGAUGGAGAUGAAGAUGAAGACGCCGAAGGGGAUGCUGAUGCUGAGGAAGAUGCUGAGGGAGAUGCUGAUGCUGAAAUGAAGGACGAGGCGGGAGAGACGGAAGCGGCAACAGGCUCUCAACUCCGACUGUCAGAACCGACUCAGCAGCUUCAUGUAUUGCACUCCCCGCAACAAGAGCAGCAUCAAGAGCCCCAAUCUCCUCAACUCCCGAGCAACGACUCAAAGGACGUUAUCAUUCCUGUCUCAACUCCCGAGGCGAAGCCCACCCAAUCUCCGAGGGUCGCAAACCCUGUCAUCCGAAUUGAUUCCGACGUGAAAGGCGCGGGGAGCCACACAGAUCUGUCCCAGCUUUUCACAGGACCUGUUCUGGCAUCACCCGAAAAAGAAUCCCCGACAUCACCUGUUGGACCAUUCAGAGAUGCCACGAAGGCCGAUAGCACGUUCUUGCUACCUCCUGAGACUCCAACUGUUGAUGUUCAAAGCGUCCGCCUGCCUGUCCUAGAACUGCCAUCGAUUGAGACCAUCUUCGACCCACACGAAGUGACGGGACGAGAUGACUACGACACGUUGCUCGAUCUGUUUCCUGAUCUGCAGGUGUACGAUUUAUCCGAGCCUGUUGAGGAGCUUACCACCCAGAAGGACAGGAAAUCAGAACCAUUACCUGGGCUUCCUUUGCUUAUGAGCGUCAAACCCGUACUUGUUAGCACCCUGAAACCGACGAGCCAGAACUGGGAUGGGGAACACGAGGAUUGGGAGCUUCUGCUCGAUGAGCCCAAAGACAUCGGCAAACCAGGCGUUCUCUCUGUGUUUUCAGGCCGAAAACCCGGGACGGCAAUUCCUGCACCGCUUCAAGAGCCACAUCAUCCAGCCGCCCGCAUCAAAGCGCUGCAUUGGAAUAACGAGGAUGAUGCCAUCCUUUUGACUUGCGUGACUCGAUUCGGGGAGAAUUGGGACCUCGUCGCCGACGCGUUCAAUACGAAACGAAACACUAUUGCUGUUGACUGGCGUACGCCUUGGGAUUGUGCGAAGCGAUGGGGAAUCAUCAAACCAAAGGAAGGUCCUGUGACAAAAGAUAUCGAUCGCGCGAGGCGUAUGGAUAACGUUGCGCCUCAUCCGUACUAUCAGCGACAAGAGGGCACAAAGAAGAAAGAGAGGCAGGUAGCACUGCGCGACGUUGUGCGCAAGGCGAUCAAGAAACGAGAGCAGAGUGGUCCUAAGUACUCUACAAGUAAGAAAAUCAAUCUGACAGCCCACAAUACGCAUGGGACGCUCGAGAAGAACGUCCCUAGCCCUGGAGACCUGGCACGUCAGAAGUAUGAUAAGGAGAACAUGCUCCGACUAGAACGCUUCGCUAUAAAUCAGGCCAACCCGGGUGGUCAGAGACUGAUGACACGUGUGCCGUCAAUGUCAUUGCCUCCUGUUGCCCCAGUCCCGCAGCAGCCAGUCUCUCACGGACCAAAUGGCCAGCCCUUAACUUCCGCACAUCUCGCUCUAAUGCAACAGCAGCAGCGCCUGCAAGCCCAAGCCUCCCAGUCGCAAGCCGGGCAGACCCAGGCCACACCCGUCCAAGCAAGCGCAGCAGCGAUGCAGCACUACUCUCCUCAAGUGCAGGCAGCGAUGAUGCAAGCCCAAGCUGCUGCUGUCGCCCGAGCGCAGCAAGCGGGAGUGAACAUCAGCCGCGCGCACCAGGCCGCUGCUGCUGCUAACGCCCUUCCCUACCCUGGGAUGCCCCCGAAUGGGUCUCCGCCCUCUGCGCCUAUGCAGCAGGCACAGUUCCAGAGUCUGAUCGCCCAGCUUAAGAAUGGCAGCCAGAUCACUCAACAGCAGUUCCAGCAUCUGUCCAAGCAGGCUAACUCGGCAGACAUAAUCAGGAUGCUCUACCAGCAAGCUGGAUAUCCACAACAACAUCAGCCUCAGCAUGGGCCUGCGUCGAGUGCGAGUCCUCCCCAACCGCAUACGUCACCUACUAUUCCUCCUUCAUGAUGCUUGUACUUUCUUGUUGUCUGUCUGAAGAGCAAGUGUACUUCUAUAGUCGCAAAGCAAUUCAUCUUUCA